CGCAGAGAUCGAGAGCUGUUUGUGCGAGCAAGGAGGCUAGAUGAUUACCCCCGAAGCCCUCGCUAUGAGACCGAUCGGGGUAGAGGCGACUCCCGCGGCCGAUGGGAGAGGGACGACAGAUACGAGAGAUUGGACCAGGAUGGAUAUAGGGACGACAGAUACGAGAGGUCGGGUCGAGAUGGCUACAGAGGGAGUAGAUAUGAGAGAGGAGAUCAGGACUGGGAACGACAAGAUGGGACACGCGGACGGUUUGAGCGCGGGGGAGAUGCGAGAGAGCAGCGCGACGAGACGCAAGGAUGGUACAACCGAGGGGACCGACGCGAUGAGUCACGAGGACGCUAUGACUCGGGGGACCGCCGGAAUGACUCGCGAGGGCAGUAUGAGCGAGGAGGGUCUGGAGGAGACCGGCGCAACGAUUCGCGCAGUCGGAAUGAGAGAGGGGGAUAUGGUGUCUCAUCAGAACCAUAUCCAAAACGACAGGGCGUCUACUCCCAGGAACUUAUGCGUCUACUGUAGAGGAGAAGAUCAUAUCAAGAGGGAUUGCCCGGACCUCAAACGGGCAAUAGAUGAGGGGCUUGUCGUGCUUGACGACCGCAAGUACGUCAAGUGGGCAGAUGAUCUGGGAGAUGUAUCAAUGUUUCCUUUGAUGAAGGAGAACGUCGAAGCAAGGAGAAUAAAGACGAGUAAAGGAAUGGAGCCGGUCAGGAGCCAGAGCAUCAAGAUAAUCUUUGAGGGGGAUAUCGCGACCACACCCAUAAGGGUGGCAGCCACCAAGUCAGCAAGAGGGUCUACAUCGAAGAAGACUGACACGGAUUAUGUGAUGACGGAGAAGGACGGGCAGCGGAUCGAUGGAGAGGAGGUUAUCCUUUCUCCACGAAAGAGGGGAGUGAAGAAGUUCUUAACGAAGAGUUCGUUGGACGAGAUUGACACGGUUGAGCCACUGAGGCGGGCUCUUCGACAACCAAUGCAGUGCUCUAUUCUGGAGUACCUGGCGGCAUCGAAGCCGGCCCGUGAUGAAUUACAGAUGAUCACGCGGAAGACUCGCAUACCUCUAUCAGAGGAGGGUCAGGGAGCCCCUAAAGCGGAGGCUUCUACAGUAGCGGUAACGGGGGUGACAGCAAGAGCGGAUCGCAUGGCGACAACCCUUCUCGAUGGGAUGGUAGGCGUGUCUCCAGACAAGUUUUAUAUACUUGGUAGCGGGGCUGUAGAGACGAUUAUAAACGAUGGAGCGAUACUUGAUGCUGUGAUUGACAACGGCAGUGAGGCUGUCAUCAUAGACGAGGACCUGGCGGUACAAGUUGGACUGGGCCUCGAUAGGUCAUACCUAUUCGAGAUAGAGACGGCUGAUUGGAGAAAGCAACAGAUCACUGGGGUUUGUCACAAGGCAGCCAUAGAGGUCCAAGGGGUACGAGUGACCCUGCCUGUCUUUGCAGUCAAGAACUGCAGCUCCGACCUGCUCUUGGGUCGAACGUGGCUGAGCCACGUGCAUGCGGUGACGAUAGAGCGACCUGAUGGGAGUCAAACCUUGUCCAUUAAGAAGUCAGACGGACGCGGGUAAUGAUUGAGACAGUGGAGUCUCGGGACCCGAGGAACAGAGCAGCUCUCGCUGUGGGUGCAAGACCCAGUGA
Chara braunii is the source of this 1628-nucleotide messenger RNA. The record is from the annotation of a GenBank genome assembly. Lineage: Eukaryota; Viridiplantae; Streptophyta; Charophyceae; Charales; Characeae.